AUGCCUGGAAAAGAGCUGACAGACCCUUGUGUGGACUGCGCCGAUGCGGAGGCCAUAUUGACGGUGCGAUGCCGUCGUCUUUGCCAGGAUUGCUAUGCAAGAUUCGUGAAUUUCAAAGUGUUUAAGCGCAUGGAGAACUACCGUCUUCGAAGAAAUAUGUCCAGAACUGGCCCAUGCAAACUGCUGCUUCCGCUCUCAUAUGGCACCUCCUCCUCGGUGUUGUUGCACAUUCUGAAUGCUCAGAUUCAACACGAGCGCGCAAAGUCCCAUCCCUCCCCAGGCUUUGAACUUCAUGUGCUCGUGAUAGAGCCUUCGACCGUCUCAACUUCAAGCCCACCGCACGAUGAAGGGUUUGACCUGCUUCAGCAGACUUUCCCUUCGCACUCCUUCACUCGGGUCUCGCUUCACAAUGUUUUCGAGUUGGAUCCUAGUAUUCAGGAUGUCCUUUCACAGUUUUCCAGCGAAGGCUUUACAGACGAUGCCACUAUGUCGGAUAAAGACCGUCUGGAUGCCUUCCGUGCUUCCAUUACAACCGCUACAUCCCGAGUCGACGUUGAUUAUAUCUUGAUUACCCGACUCGUCGUCGCAUUUGCGAAGAAAAUUGAGUGUAGAGGAGUGGUAUGGGGAGAUUCGGAUACUAGACUCGCGGCCAAGACUCUCGCCAAUGUGGCCAAAGGACGUGGCUCAGCUAUUACCUGGCAGGUGUGCGAUGGAAUGUCGCCGUUUGGCCUCGAGUUCAGCUUUCCUUUGCGGGACUUGUACAAAGCUGAGGUGCAAAACUACGCGAGUUUCUUUCCUGAAUUGGCCAAGAUCAUCAUCCCAGACGAGCCGCCUUCGGAAAACAUUCUUACUAAGAACUUGUCAAUCGACGAACUCAUGAUGCGCUACGUUCAGACACAGGGUGAAAAGUACCCCGGCAUUAUGGCCAAUGUGACGCGGACUGCAAGCAAGCUCCAAGCAUCUCUAGUACCUGCUAACGUACCUCGAUGCAGUUUCUGCGGGGGCUCCAUGCUGAAUCAAGACGGUCAAAUCAUUAUGGGUGGUGCCGCUGGCAAUUCGGAAGUCCGUCAGGGAGCCGAACUAUGCUACGCCUGCACUAGGUCUCGUCCUGAAGUAUCUUAUUAA
Messenger RNA from Aspergillus clavatus NRRL 1, 1125 nucleotides. RefSeq lists its product as uncharacterized. The coding region runs from base 1 to 1125 and encodes 374 amino acids. Gene Ontology annotation, molecular function: tRNA binding; sulfurtransferase activity. Lineage: Eukaryota; Fungi; Ascomycota; Eurotiomycetes; Eurotiales; Aspergillaceae. The record is from RefSeq and is a predicted model, not a curated record. Gene Ontology annotation, cellular component: cytosol. The transcript is spliced from 2 exons. Gene Ontology annotation, biological process: tRNA wobble position uridine thiolation.